AUGUCCCCUAACGAGCUGUGGACAGACUGCAGCCUGCAGAGUGACCCGGGACCUCCUCCUCACUGCACCACACUGCACACUGACCCGGGACCUCCUCCUCACUGCACCACACUGCACACUGACCCGGGACCUCCUCCUCACUGCACCACACUGCACACUGACCCGGGACCUCCUCCUCACUGCACCACACUGCACACUGACCCGGGACCUCCUCCUCACUGCACCACACUGCACACUGACCCGGGACCUCCUCCUCACUGCACCACACUGCACACUGACCCGGGACCUCCUCCUCACUGCACCACACUGCACACUGACCCGGGACCUCCUCCUCACUGCACCACACUGCACACUGACCCGGGACCUCCUCCUCACUGCACCACACUGCACACUGACCCGGGACCUCCUCCUCACUGCACCACACUGCACACUGACCCGGGACCUCCUCCUCACUGCACCACACUGCACACUGACCCGGGACCUCCUCCUCACUGCACCACACUGCACACUGACCUGGGACCUCCUCCUCACUGCACCACACUGCACACUGACCCGGGACCUCCUCCUCACUGCACCACACUGCACACUGACCCGGGACCUCCUCCUCACUGCACCACACUGCACACUGACCCGGGACCUCCUCCUCACUGCACCACACUGCACACUGACCCGGGACCUCCUCCUCACUGCACCACACUGCACACUGACCUGGGACCUCCUCCUCACUGCACCACACUGCACACUGACCCGGGACCUCCUCCUCACUGCACCACACUGCACACUGACCCGGGACCUCCUCCUCACUGCACCACACUGCACACUGACCCGGGACCUCCUCCUCACUGCACCACACUGCACACUGAUCCGGGACCUCCUCCUCACUGCACCACACUGCACACUGACCCGGGACCUCCUCCUCACUGCACCACACUGCACACUGACCCGGGACCUCCUCCUCACUGCACCACACUGCACACUGACCCGGGACCUCCUCCUCACUGCACCACACUGCACACUGACCCGGGACCUCCUCCUCACUGCACCACACUGCACACUGACCCGGGACCUCCUCCUCACUGCACCACACUGCACACUGACCCGGGACCUCCUCCUCACUGCACCACACUGCACACUGACCCGGGACCUCCUCCUCACUGCACCACACUGCACACUGACCCGGGACCUCCUCCUCACUGCACCACACUGCACACUGACCCGGGACCUCCUCCUCACUGCACCACACUGCACACUGACCCGGGACCUCCUCCUCACUGCACCACACUGCACACUGACCCGGGACCUCCUCCUCACUGCACCACACUGCACACUGACCCGGGACCUCCUCCUCACUGCACCACACUGCACACUGACCCGGGACCUCCUCCUCACUGCACCACACUGCACACUGACCCGGGACCUCCUCCUCACUGCACCACACUGCACACUGACCGGGACCUCCUCCUCACUGGACCCCUCCUCACUGCACCACACUGCACACUGACCGGGACCUCCUCCUCACUGCACCACACUGGCACACUGACCGGGACCUCCUCCUCACUGCACCACACUGCACACUGA
Messenger RNA from Knipowitschia caucasica, 1578 nucleotides. The record is from the annotation of a GenBank genome assembly. NCBI's taxonomy places the organism in Eukaryota, Metazoa, Chordata, Actinopteri, Gobiiformes, Gobiidae.